GCGCAACCUCCGUCGCCGUCCACCCGCGCGCAGAUGCAAGUAGUCUUGCGGCACCGGAAGUCAAAGGCACGUGACCGGGUGACAGCCCUCUCUAGGUUGCUGGGCUCGCUUUAGGUGUUGCGGCACGGGAUGGCGGAGGCGCCUCCUGUCUCAGGUACUUUUAAAUUCAAUACGGAUGCUGCUGAGUUUAUUCCUCAGGAGAGAAAAAAUUCUGGUCUAAAUUGUGGAAGUCAAAGGAAACUAGAUUUUAAUAGGAUUGGUAGAAGAAAUUAUAGUUCACCACCUCCCUGCCACCUUUCCAGGCAAGUCCCUUAUGAUGACAUCUCUGCUGUUCAUCAGCACAGUUAUCCUUUGGGAAGCAAACCUAAAAGUCAACAGAUUUCUUUUCAGUCCUCUGCUUCUAAUAAAUCACUCAAGAGCCAUGUCCUUCAGAAUCAACCUUGGCAGAAAUUGAGGAGUGAAAAGCAGCAUAUCAAAGUCAAGAAAGUACAGAAUCUCACUGACCAGAGCUCAGAUGCAGCUGGCUUAGAAAGUGUGGCUAGGUCAGAGAGUGGGACAAACCCCAGAGAACACAGCCCUUUUGAGAAUGAGAAGGAAAUUGUUGGUGCAGAUCCAAGGGGAGCAAAACCCAAAAAAGCAGCCCAAUUUGUGUACAGCUAUGGUAGAGGACCAAAAGUCAAGGGAAAACUCAAAUGUGAGUGGGGCAACAGAAUGACUCCAAAAUCUGAGGAUGCUGGACCUGAAAAUACCAAACCUCUGGGGGUUAUCCACCCUGACUCUUUGGAUACAUCCUUUAAGAAAGGAGUAUUGGAUGGGUAUGCGGCCAGACGCAAUGAGCAGAGAAGAUACCCACAGAAAAGGCCUCCCUGGGAAGUGGAAGGGGCCAGGCCACGACCAGGCAGGAAUCCACCAAAACAAGAGGGCCAACGACAUACAAAUGCCGGACCCAGAAACAACAUGGCCCCCAUUCCAAAGGAUAAUCCUAAUGAAAGACCAGCAAAAUCUGCCUGUGACAAUGGGAACUUGGCAGUCAUCAACAAGUCUUCCAGGAGGGUUGACACAGAGAAAUGUGCUGUAAGGAGGCCAGAUCCUCAAGUAACAUCUUUCCCCCGAGGCAAACAGAACCAUGUACUAAAGAAUGUGGAAACGCACACAGGCUCUCUAAUUGAACAGCUAACUACAGAAAAAUACGAGUGCAUGGUGUGCUGUGAAUUGGUUCGCGUCACAGCACCAGUGUGGAGUUGUCAGAGCUGUUAUCAUGUGUUUCAUUUGAACUGCAUAAAGAAAUGGGCAAGGUCUCCAGCAUCUCAAGCAGAUGGCCAGAGUGGUUGGAGGUGCCCUGCCUGUCAGAAUGUUUCUGCACAUGUUCCUAAUACUUACACUUGUUUCUGUGGCAAGGUAAAGAAUCCUGAAUGGAGCAGAAAUGAAAUUCCACAUAGUUGUGGUGAGGUUUGUAGAAAGAAACAGCCUGGCCAGGACUGCCCACAUUCCUGUAACCUUCUCUGCCAUCCUGGACCUUGUCCACCCUGCCCUGCAUUUAUGACUAAAACAUGUGAAUGUGGACGGACCAGGCACACAGUUCGCUGUGGUCAGGCCGUCUCGGUCCACUGUUCCAAUCCAUGUGAGAAUCUUUUGAAUUGUGGUCAGCACCACUGUGCUGAGCUAUGCCAUGGGGGUCAAUGCCAGCCUUGUCGGAUUAUACUGAACCAGGUAUGCUACUGUGGCAGCACUUCCCGAGAUGUGUUAUGUGGAACAGAUAUAGGAAAGUCUGAUGGAUUUGGAGACUUUGGCUGUUUAAAGAUAUGUGGCAAGGACUUGAAAUGUGGGAACCAUACAUGUUCUCAAGUGUGCCACCCUCAGCCCUGCCAGCCGUGCCCACGGCUCCCCCAGCUGGUGCGCUGUUGCCCUUGUGGCCAAACUCCUCUUAGCCAAUUGCUAGAACUUGGAAGUAGUGGUCGGAAAACAUGCAUGGAUCCUGUCCCUUCGUGUGGAAAAGUGUGCGGCAAGCCUCUGCCAUGUGGUUCCUUAGAUUUCAUUCAUACCUGUGAAAAGCUCUGCCAUGAAGGAGACUGUGGACCAUGCUCUCGUACAUCAGUUAUUUCCUGCAGAUGCUCUUUCAGAACAAAGGAGCUUCCAUGUACCAGUCUCAAAAGUGAAGCAGAUGCUACAUUUAUGUGUGAUAAGCGGUGUAACAAGAAACGGUUGUGUGGACGGCAUAAAUGUAAUGAGAUAUGCUGUGUGGAUAAGGAGCACAAAUGUCCUUUGAUUUGUGGGAGGAAACUCCGUUGUGGCCUUCAUAGAUGUGAAGAGCCUUGUCAUCGUGGGAACUGCCAGUCAUGCUGGCAAGCCAGUUUUGAUGAACUAACCUGCCACUGUGGUGCGUCAGUGAUCUACCCACCAGUUCCCUGUGGUACCAGACCCCCCGAGUGUACCCAGACCUGCGCCAGAGUCCAUGAAUGUGACCAUCCAGUGUAUCAUUCUUGUCAUAGUGAAGAGAAGUGUCCCCCUUGUACUUUCCUAACUCAGAAGUGGUGCAUGGGGAAACACGAGUUACGAAGCAACAUCCCCUGUCACCUGGCUGAUAUCUCUUGCGGAUUACCCUGCAGUGCCACGUUACCGUGUGGGAUGCACAAGUGUCAGAGACUUUGUCACAAAGGAGAGUGUCUUGUGGACGAGGCCUGCAAGCAGCCCUGCAUCACCCCCAGAGCUGACUGUGGCCACCCGUGUAUGGCGCCCUGCCACCCCAGCUCACCCUGCCCCAUGACUGCUUGUAAAGCCAAGAUAGAGCUGCAGUGUGAAUGUGGACGAAGAAAAGAGAUGAUGAUUUGCUCUGAAGCAUCCAGUACUUAUCAAAGAAUAGCUGCUAUUUCCAUGGCCUCUAAAAUAACAGACAUGCAGCUUGGAGAUUCAGUGGAAAUCAGCAAGUUAAUUACUAAGAAGGAAAUUCACCAAGCCAGGCUGGAGUGUGAUGAGGAAUGUUUAGCCUUGGAAAGGAAAAAGCGGUUAGCAGAGGCAUUUCACAUUAGUGAGGAUUCCGAUCCUUUCAAUGUACGUUCUUCAGGGUCAAAAUUCAGUGACAGUUUAAAAGACGACGCCAGGAAGGAUUUAAAGUUUGUCAGUGACAUUGAAAAAGAAAUGGAAGCCCUUGUGGAGGCCGUGAACAAGGGAAAGAAUAGUAAGAAGAGCCACUGCUUCCCUCCCAUGAACAGAGACCACCGCCGGAUCAUCCACGACCUGGCCCAAGUGUAUGGCCUGGAGAGCGUGAGCUAUGACAGUGAGCCAAAGCGCAAUGUCGUGGUCACUGCAGUCAGAGGGAAGUCCAUUUGUCCUCCUACCACGCUGACAGGUGUCCUUGAAAGGGAAAUGCAGUCACGGCCUCCACCACCAAUUCCUCAUCACAGACAUCAGGCAGACAAGAAUCCUGCAAGCAGUAAUUUACAGAAAAUAGCCAAGGAACCAGUAAUUGACUACUUUGAUGUCCAGGACUAAGAAGAUCAAGAUGCACUUAGAUAAAAGAAUGAUUAGGUGUGAUGGAUACUCGUUUGCCAGCAGAUAAAUCGUGCUUGUUCCCAACUGCCUGGUGGACUCACACACAGCCUCACAGACUGUCUUAUACUGAUACGUCCAAAGCAUGAGUGUGUCAGAAGUCCCCUUGUCCCCUAUUCUGUCUGUAUAAAGUGUUUCAGUACGGCCAGAUCUCUGACUAGAUGGUCACUAGUGAUUCAGUCAUGUAUUUCAGAGGCUCUACCAUCACUGUGAUUGCUUAGAAGGCUGGGGGAACAUUGGGUUUGAUUUGAACAAACCAGAAUUUUAGCCUAAAGUGGCACUUACUCAUAGCCUCAUUUAUCCCAAUUAUCCAUCUUCCUCUUUAAAAUACCUGCAACAUCAGCUGCACCUCACUUUUUGGAUUAAUCCAAACUGAUCACAGUCUUCGGAAAGACACAAGUGAACUUCUCAGUCCAAAAUACCAAACAUAUCCAGAAUCCCACAUGUUGGGUUAAACCCAGCUAUCUUAUCUGAGUCUUUUGCCAAAAACUCUCAUAGGUCUAUCUAGUUGAACUUAUCUUAGGGGUUCUUGAUGCCAUCAGUUCUAGACAUAGAAAAGGGGUCAGGGUGAUUUACAGAAUUCCAUUUUCUAGAGUCCAGGGACGUUUCUCAUCCCAUAUCACUGAGCCUGUCUGGUGACAGUUUAGUUAUAUAUGCCAUGAUGGUAGAGGACAUAGAGCAAGCUCCUCCUCCUGGCAGUUUCACACCAUGGCCUCUGUGUACUGACCAGUGUAGCCCUAACUCCUCUUUGGUUGAGAAUGAGUCACAGGUGGAUUUACCUUUCCUGUGUUGCUUUCUCCCAGGCCUGGAGCAGCUAUAAAGGCUCUCCUUGUCUCUGAGCUCCGGACUUCUGUUUAAAUAUUCACAAAAGUGUGUAGACAGUCUAGGGCUUAUCCCAGUAACCCUCUGGAGUCAUUCUUGAGUCUCUGUUAAGGCAAGUGCAUUGACAGUUAACAUUAGUUUGGCCGUCUCUGCCUUGGCACCCCUCCAGCUUGGAGGCCAGACUUCCAACAACUUCUUUGUCCAGAGCAAGCCCAAGCCCCAGAGCAACAGAUUUCAGAAGUGACGUCACGAAACUGGCACUUAGUUUUCAUGGGAAAAGCAGGGUCACCCUUUGGUCCUGACCCAGACAGUCUACCUUGAAAGGCAGCAGGUACAGGAGUAAGAAGCAGCAACUGGAGGGAGGAGAUGGAAAACUAUGGAAAUGCCCCUAUCUAGACCCAUUUAGCACAGGGCCAGUGGGCCCCAAACACAGCAGGAAACCCACAAGUAUCUGUUACAUCUUUGAAGCAGUGUUUCAGUGGAUGAACUGUACAUGGAAAGUAUCUCAGAAUUCAGGAAGCAGGAGACCUGAUUCUAGAUGCCAGCUCUGCCACAUAACUGCCACUCGGUGGAAUGGAGGUAUCACCUGCCUUACCAGCGUCGUCGUAAGGAUUAAAGGAGAUAAGACACGUG
Messenger RNA from Ailuropoda melanoleuca (giant panda), 5001 nucleotides. It is a transcript of the gene NFX1, whose product is annotated as nuclear transcription factor, X-box binding 1. Gene Ontology annotation, cellular component: nucleus. Gene Ontology annotation, molecular function: DNA-binding transcription factor activity, RNA polymerase II-specific; zinc ion binding; RNA polymerase II transcription regulatory region sequence-specific DNA binding. The record is from RefSeq and is a predicted model, not a curated record. Gene Ontology annotation, biological process: negative regulation of transcription by RNA polymerase II. The transcript is spliced from 24 exons. NCBI's taxonomy places the organism in Eukaryota, Metazoa, Chordata, Mammalia, Carnivora, Ursidae. Bases 130 to 3489 code for a protein of 1119 amino acids.